CAAAACACCGUCUUAACAUUUCUCUAUGUUUUAGUGAGGAGUCUGAAUCUGCAGAUCUACCAAGAAUCAGUCGGAAGGAAGCAAUGGCAGCACCGGAUCACCUAUUCAGUCUCCGAAACAAUUUCUACAUAGGAGCUUAUCAGGCUGCCAUCAAUAACAGCGACCUUCCCAAUCUCUCCCCCGACGACGCCGUUGAGCGUGACUGCCUCGUAUACCGCUCUUAUAUUGCCCUUGGCAGCUACCAGCUGGUGAUCAAUGAAAUCGACAAUUCGGCUGCCACUCCGCUCCAGGCGGUAAAAUUGUUGGCCUUGUAUCUCUCCAGCCCUGCAAACAAGGAAUCCACUAUUUCAAGCUUGAAAGAGUGGCUGGCUGAUUCAGCCAUUGGAAACAAUGCCAUUCUGAGGCUGAUUGCUGGAACUAUAUUCAUGCAUGAAGAAGAUUAUAAUGAGGCUCUAAAACACACGAAUGCUGGAGGAACUAUGGAAUUGCAUGCAUUGAAUGUCCAAAUAUUCCUUAAGAUGCACAGGUCAGAUUAUGCAGAGAAACAGCUGAGGUACAUGCAGCAGAUUGACGAGGACCACACAUUAACUCAACUUGCAAAUGCAUGGUUGAAUCUGGCAGUUGGUGGUUCAAAGAUACAGGAAGCAUAUCUCAUCUUCCAAGAUUUCUCUGAGAAGUAUCCAAUGACGUGCUUGAUCUUGAAUGGGAAGGCAGUUUGUUGCAUGCACAUGGGCAACUUUGAUGAAGCUGAGACAUUGUUGCUUGAAGCACUAAACAAGGAUGCGAAGGAUUCUGAGACUUUAGCCAAUCUAGUAGUAUGCAGUCUUCACCUUGGUAAACCCUCGACACGUUAUCUCAGUCAAUUGAAACUUUCACAUCCAGAUCACAUGCUUGUCAAACGUUCAUCAUCUGCAGAAGAGCAUCUUGAAAGGGCAUUGCAAUCAUUUGCUUGAUGCGCAGUUGAUUUUCAUCUUUGUUAUAGCCUGUCCUGUGCUUUUGGGUCGAGUAGCCUAGAAGGCGUGCACAAUUCUCACGGAAAGUAUCUCUUGACUUGGAGCUCAAAGCCGAUUACCAAUGCCAAUUUUCCAAAUCCCUUUUUUGAUAAGGAACCAUCUAUAUGUAUCAUUUGUUAUAGUGAUUUUGAAAUUGAAUAAUUAAAUGAAAAAAAAUGAACUCCUAUAAA
Manihot esculenta (cassava) is the source of this 1183-nucleotide messenger RNA. Its product is annotated as coatomer subunit epsilon-1. The transcript is spliced from 7 exons. Gene Ontology annotation, cellular component: COPI vesicle coat. Gene Ontology annotation, molecular function: protein binding; structural molecule activity. Gene Ontology annotation, biological process: endoplasmic reticulum to Golgi vesicle-mediated transport; intra-Golgi vesicle-mediated transport; retrograde vesicle-mediated transport, Golgi to endoplasmic reticulum. NCBI's taxonomy places the organism in Eukaryota, Viridiplantae, Streptophyta, Magnoliopsida, Malpighiales, Euphorbiaceae. The record is from RefSeq and is a predicted model, not a curated record. The coding region runs from base 84 to 953 and encodes 289 amino acids.